AUGAAUGGAGCAGAAGCACUUCUUCGUUUAUUUACACACACUGAAGCAUGCGUGACGCUCGCGGUAAUUUCAGCAUCUGCUGCAUCACUAAAUGAGGACGUGAACUAGGCUUGGGCGGUAAUACGGUAAUAUGGUAUACGGCGGGAUCAAAAAAUAGCAACGGUAUCAGUUCAAUACCGUCAAUAAAAAAAAACAAAAAAACAAAAAAACAAUGCACUUAUAUAGGAGACAAGGAUUAAAUAUUGAAUGUAAUUUAUUUAAUGCCUAAAAAUGUGUAUGCGUGGUUGUCAUCGUGUGACAACGAGACUAGGAGAAAGAGAGAGGAGGGGAAAAGAUGGCGAGUUGCGCACCGAGUGACCUGGUCUCAAAGAAAAGAACACAAAUUCUGCAGUUUGCCAGUAUUUCGGGUUUCGACCGAACAAGAAGGGAGAGGUGGUAAAUAAGGACGAGGCUAUUUGCAAAUUGUGCCCUCACGAAAAAAGAUGACUCUGGGAAUAUGCUGCAAAAAAAAAGCCGAUGCAAUGGCAGGUCCUGUCGGCACCGGCAACGUAGAUGACCAAGUGGGAGCUGAAAUAACAGCCUACUGUUUAGAGACAGUUACUCAAGGAGACGAGGACCCACUUCAUUCAUGGAGAAAUGCUGACUGGUGUUUUCCCCAGAUGUCGCGAGUGGCACGAAAGUACCUGUGCGUCUGUGCCACAAGCACAUCAGCGAAGCAGGUUUUCAGCACCGCAGAGCCGAUGGAAGCGAACGAGGAGAGUGAAGAACUGAGUGAAGUGGAAGAGAAACAACAUAACAAAUCUGGAGAAAAGCCUUUAAGCCACUUGAACACUAAAAAUACAUUUUUGAAGAAAAGAAGAGCCAAGAAAUCUUUCACCUGCACUCAGUGUGGGAAGAGUUUCUCAGGCAAAAAAAUUCUUGAGCUUCACAUGAGAGUUCAUACUGGAGAGAAACCAUUUACAUGUCAUCAAUGUGGGAAGAGCUUCACACAAUCAGGAAACCUUAAGAUACACAUGAACAUCCACUCUGGAGAGAAACCAUUCACAUGUGAUCAAUGUGGGCAGACCUUCACACAAUCAAGAAACCUUAAGAUACACAUGAAAAUCCACACUGGAGAGAAACCAUUCACAUGUGAUCAAUGUGGGCAGACCUUCACACAAUCAAGAAACCUUAAGAUACACAUGAAAAUCCACACUGGAGAGAAACCAUUCACAUGUAAUCAGUGCGGGAAGAGUUUCAGAAAAUCAGGAAACCUUAAGAUACACAUGAACAUCCACUCUGGAGAGAAACCAUUCACAUGUGAUCAAUGUGGGCAGACCUUCACACAAUCAAGAAACCUUAAGAUACACAUGAACAUCCACACUGGAGAGAAACCAUUCACAUGUGUCCAAUGUGGUAAGAGCUUCAGCGAUAAAAGACUACUUAAAGUACACAUGAGGAUCCACACCGGAGAGAAGCCGUUCAUGUGUGAGCACUGUGAAAACACAUUCUCAAACAGAUCAAAUCUUCGGCUUCACAUGAGAGUUCAUACUGGAGAGAGACCAUUCACCUGUGAUCAGUGCGGGCAGAGCUUCACACAAUCAUCACACCUUAAGAUACACAUGAGGAUCCACACUGGAGAGAAACCAUUCACCUGUGAUCAGUGUGGGAAGAGAUUCACACAAUCAUCAAGCCUUAAGAGUCACAUGAGGACCCACACUGGAGAGAAGCCAUUCACAUGUGUCCAAUGUGGUAAGAGCUUCAGAGAUAAAGGACUGCUUAAAAAACACAUGAAGAUCCACACCGGAGAGAAGUCGUUCAUGUGUGAGCAGUGUGAAAAGACAUUCUCAAAAAGAUUAAUUCUUCAGCUUCACAUGAGAGUUCAUACUGGAGAGAAACGAUUCACCUGUGAUCUGUGCGGGCAGAGAUUCACACGAUCAUCACACCUUAAGAGACACAAGAGAAUCCACAGUGGAGAGAAACCAUUCACCUGUGAUCUGUGCGGGCAGAGCUUCACACGAUCAUCAAGCCUUAAGAGUCACAUGAGGAUCCACAGUGGAGAGAAACCAUUCACCUGUGAUCAGUGCGGGCAGAGCUUCACACGAUCAUCAAGCCUUAAGAGUCACAAGAGGAUCCACAGUGGAGAGAAACCAUUCACCUGUGAUCAGUGUGGGCAGAGCUUCACACAAUCAUCAAGCCUUAAGAAACACAUGAGGAUCCACAGUGGAGAGAAGCCAUUCACAUGUGAUCAGUGUGGUAAAAGCUUUAGAGAUAAAGUACUACUUAAAGAACACAUGAAGAUCCACACCGGAGAGAAGCCGUUCAUGUGUGAACAGUGUGAAAACACAUUCUCAAAAAGAUCAAGUCUUCAGCUUCACAUGAGAGUUCAUACUGGAGAGAAACCAUUCACCUGUGAAAAGUGCAGAAAGAGUUUCACACACAAAAUACAGCUUAGGGAGCACCUGAUGAUCCACACUGGAGUGAAACCAUACCCAUGCGAUAAAUGUGAGAAGAGCUUCACAAAUUCAUCAAACCUUAAGAGUCACAUGAAGAUCCACACCGGAGAGAAACCAUACCCAUGCGAUAAAUGUGGGAAGAGCUUCACAAAUUCGUCAAACCAUAAGAGUCACAUGAGGAUCCACACCGGAGAGAAGCCGUUCAUGUGUGAACAGUGUGAAAAGAGAUUCUCAAACCGAUAUAGGCUUAAGCAACACAUGAGAGUUCAUACUGGAGAGAAACCAUUCUAAUGUGAACAGUGUGGAAAGAGUUUCAUGGACUCUUCAAAACAUAAAAGACACAUGAAUAUCCACACUGGAGAGAAGCCGUUCACAUGUGAUCAGUGCGGGAAGAGCUUCAUAGAAAAAACAGACCUUGAGAAACACAUGAGGAUCCACUCUGGAGAGAAGCCUUACGCAUGUGAUCAGUGUGGGAAUAGUUUCUGUUUGGAAGGAACUGUGUU
Messenger RNA from Carassius auratus (goldfish), 2938 nucleotides. Its product is annotated as oocyte zinc finger protein XlCOF6-like. Gene Ontology annotation, molecular function: RNA polymerase II cis-regulatory region sequence-specific DNA binding; protein dimerization activity; DNA-binding transcription factor activity, RNA polymerase II-specific. The transcript has 2 exons. NCBI's taxonomy places the organism in Eukaryota, Metazoa, Chordata, Actinopteri, Cypriniformes, Cyprinidae. Bases 483 to 2726 code for a protein of 747 amino acids. The record is from RefSeq and is a predicted model, not a curated record. Gene Ontology annotation, biological process: regulation of transcription by RNA polymerase II.